Thlaspi arvense is the source of this 927-nucleotide messenger RNA. Lineage: Eukaryota; Viridiplantae; Streptophyta; Magnoliopsida; Brassicales; Brassicaceae. The record is from the annotation of a GenBank genome assembly.
AUGCUUCUACAGCUAGGCAAUGUCCCAGCCCUCAUCAUUUCCUCCCCCAUAAUGGCUAAAGAAGUCCUCAGAACCCGUGACCUCAAUUUCUGUACCCGGCCUGAGCACAAGUCAUUUCUUACUGCGGUUCUUGGCCCAAAGAGAAUACAGUUGUUUAGUCAUGCUAGGGAAUUUGAAAUUAGUCACACGAUCAAGUCUCUGUCCCAAGCCUCGUCCUUCCCGGUUAAUCUUGAGGAGAAGGUAUUUGCUCUGGUGGAUGGAAUUGUCUGGUGGGUUGUGGAUAUCUUAACAGGGGUGCGGAAAAGGCUAAAGCAAUGUUUUCAUAACUUGGGUGACUUUUUUGAGAGGGUACUUGAGGAGGAGCAUCUUGAUCCUGCAAGGCUGAAAUCCGACAGGGAAGAGGACUUGGUUGACAGUUUGAUUGCCUUGUUGAAUGACCAAGCUACUGACAGCCUUUGUCCUUCCAAGGAGCAUAUAAAGGCAAUUCUCCUGAAUGUAUUUAUUGGAGGCAUGGACACUCCUGUGGUGGCGAUUGUCUGGGCAAUGUCUGAACUUGUCAAGAAUCCCUUAGUCAUGCAAAAGCUACAAGCUGAAAUCAGAAAUUGCUUUUUGAGAAAAGCUGCCCUGGAUGUAGAUGAUCUCACAAAGCUGACAUACCUAAAGAUGGUGGUAAAGGAAACCCUCAGAAUGUAUCCACCGGUACCAUUGCUUAUCCCCCAUGAGGCAAUACACAGAUGUAAAAUUGGUGGAAGCAAUAGCUAUGAUGUCCUGCCAAAAGCCAGAGUCUUGAUCAAUGCAUGGGCAAUGGGAAGACACUCAAGCAUAUGGACGAACCCUCAUGAGUUCUAUCCUGAGGGGUUUGAAGGGAACAACAUUGAUUUUAGAGGGCAACAUUUUGAACUUUUGCCCUUUGGGCUGGCCGAAUAA